This is a messenger RNA of Mytilus californianus (California mussel), 1776 nucleotides long. Its product is annotated as thyrotropin-releasing hormone receptor-like. Gene Ontology annotation, molecular function: G protein-coupled receptor activity. The coding region runs from base 229 to 1398 and encodes 389 amino acids. Gene Ontology annotation, cellular component: plasma membrane. The record is from RefSeq and is a predicted model, not a curated record. Lineage: Eukaryota; Metazoa; Mollusca; Bivalvia; Mytilida; Mytilidae. The transcript has 2 exons. Gene Ontology annotation, biological process: G protein-coupled receptor signaling pathway.
UUCAAAUACUUCCAAGUAUUAAGAAGCAUAAUUAAUGAAUUUUACAUAACAAUUACGAUUCCUGCGUAGGUUAUUGAAUAAAUGCGAUGAUAUCCAGUCCGCUGGUGCAGACAGUCAUUCAGACACACCAUCUUGACCCGUUUAGUUGACUUAUUAUGGAAUUUUAAAGACUGCUGGGAUAUGUAAUAAUAUCGAUAUGAUUUUGUGUAUGUGCAUACACAAUAAACGAUGUCUUCCUUUGAUUUGAAAGAUCUAUUAAGUCUGGUGAAAAAUACCUCAAUGUUUGAAAAUGUGACGUUUGAUUUACCGAAAGAUUCAGCACCACGAUACAUAGAAACGUUACAACAGAUUUCACCAGAGGUUUUAUUAAUCGACAGAAUAAUUUCACCUGUUUGGUACGUCAUAGGUUUUAUUGGUAACCCACUCUCGGCUGCCAUAUGGUUCGGACGCAGUAACCGAAAAAAUUCUUCUGCUGUUUAUCAGGGAAUAUUAGCAAUAGUAAAUAUAUAUUUCCUAAUUGUUCAUUUGAUAAUGGAACUUAAUUAUGCCUGGGGCAUACAGUUAUACGCCAGUCCUGGUGCCUGUGAAACAUUCAGUGUUUUUCUUAUGAUACCGCAGUAUUUGUCACCGAUGUUGGUUUUAGCAUUUACAAUAGAACGAUAUAUUGCUGUAUGCCAUCCAUUUCAGAAGAAAAAAUUCUGUACUGUUAAAAGAGCCCUAAUGGUAUCAACUUGUAUGUUUAUCAUUUCAGCAGGAUUAUCCUCAGUCCAGGCCUAUCUUUGGGACUAUGAUGACAAAAUAAAACUUUGUGCCUUCCUAAGCUUCGGGCACCAAAAAUUUGAGAAAAUAUGGACGCUUGUUACAGAGAUUUUACAUUUCUUAUUAAUACCUUUAUGUGUCCUGAUUUUUAAUAUACUUGUUAUUAUUGAAAUACGUAAAAUCGAUGCAAGGGAUACUACACGUCUUUAUUCCGGACAUAGUGGACGCGCAACAACAACAUCAACAGUAACGUUGUUAUCAGUGUCGUUUUAUUUCAUAUGUACCUUACUGCCGGCCUCCAUUGUAUAUGCGAUGCAAUCUUUAUUACCUUAUGGUAAUAAAAUGUCAGUACAAAAAAUGGUGUUGGAUCCAACAUGGAGGAAAUAUUUACAGUAUUUAAUGAUAAGAAAAGUGGUUGAGGAGAUUUGUCUUUCAAACCAGGCUUGUUAUUUUUUCAUUUAUUAUUUAACUGGGAGUUUGUUCAGAAAACGUGUUCAUAAUAUGUGCUGUAAAAGUCCAUGUUGCCGAAAAAAGCCAAAGUCUGAGCUUUCAAAUGAAUACGCUUUUGCUAUGUAUACACCUGUUGCUUCAAACGAUCUCAAUGCUAACAGUCAAGAGGAGACAAAGAUAUCAAUGUAAAGAUAUGUAUUCUCGUAAGUUCAUAACAUUUCAAGUGACAUAUUCUCUGCUUGAAGCAGAUCGUCCAUUUAUUAACACAUCUCCUGGGAACCGUAAUGCGAGAGGAAGAAAAUACGCUGGUUAUUCCGUCUCUGAGGACUACUGGAAGGACGCAUAUGUUGUUUCUAAUUAUAUUCUUCAUCUGGUCAUUAACUGCCAAGUAUGUUGCUAUUUCCGAUGUUAGUCGGAUUAUACACGAGAAAAAAGGCAAUAAUUAUAUUCUUGCUGUGAAUAGCGUCUGUUUUAAUCAUUACAUAAAUUAACUAAAAAUAACUAGAAUGAAUGUAUUUCAGCGUUAAAUUUUAUUACUCAGAAAAGAUAAAAUAAUACAUUUUCAUA